GGUGUUGUUCUUUUCAUUUCCUUCUCCUUAUUUGCUGCGUCCAUUUUAGCUCUUGGAGCAAUAGUGUCUGCAAAGCCUUUGGAUGACUUAGAUUAUAAGGGGUGGACUGGUGGUCGGAACAGUGUUACAUCUCCUUAUGCAUCAUCUGUUUUCCUUGGCUGGGCAAUGGCUUCUGCAAUUGCAUUGGUAGUUACUGGUGUGCUGCCAAUUAUAUCCUGGUUCGCGACUUAUCGGUUUUCCCUCUCAUCUGCUAUUUGUAUUGGCAUAUUUGCAGCAGUUAUUGUGGCCUUCUGUGGCGUAUCCUACUUUGAAAUUGUUGGAUCUAGAACCUAUCAGAUUCCAACAAAAGCCGAUUUCCUUGCUUCUUUGCUUCCAUUGAUAUGCAUUCCAGCAGUAUUGUCUCUCGGUGCUGGUUUGUUCAAGUGGAAAGACGACAAUUGGAAGCUCUCUCGAGGUGCUUAUAUGUUCAUAAUCAUUGUUCUUCUUCUUUUGCUUGGAGCCAUUUCAGCUAUUAUAGUUACAAUUAAACCCUGGACGAUAGGGGCUGCAUUUCUUCUGGUGCUUCUCCUUCUUGUUCUAGCUAUUGGUGUUAUUCACUAUUGGGUGUCAAAUAACUUUUAUUUGACAAGGAUACAAAUGUUACUCAUUUGUUUUCUUGCAUUCCUUUUAGCUUGAAAUUGGAUGGUUUCAGGAUAAGGCUUUUGUUGGUUACUUCUCAUUUCUUUUUCUCGUAGCUGGAAGGGCAUUAACAGUCCUUCUUUCACCUCCUAUAGUAGUCUACUCCCCCAAGGGUGUUGCCUGUUUAUGUUUACGAUGCUCAUGCGGACUGUGGGAAAAAUGUCAGUGCUGCAUUUCUUGUGCUCUAUGGCAUUGCAUUGGCUAUUGAGGGCUGGGGUAUGGUUGCGAGUUUGCAAAUUUAUCCGCCAUUUGCUGGUGCUGCUGUGUCAGCAAUUACACUCGUUGUGGCCUUUGGCUUUGCUGUCUCUCGUCCAUGUUUAACACUUGAGGUUUGCUUAGAUAUCUUGGAAUAGUUGUACUGAUUGAGCUAUAUAGACUUACUUUUUCUUUUGUGUCCGUUUGGUGUCUUUAUCAUGAACUCUUUAUAAUAUAGUCAACAUGGUAACCUUGGAGAUGAGUUUUCAUAAAACAAUUCUUCUGCUUGGACUUCUUCCUAUAAUAUCC
Messenger RNA from Capsicum annuum, 1182 nucleotides. RefSeq names its product calpain-type cysteine protease ADL1. NCBI's taxonomy places the organism in Eukaryota, Viridiplantae, Streptophyta, Magnoliopsida, Solanales, Solanaceae. The record is from RefSeq and is a predicted model, not a curated record.